AUGACGGAACAAACCAAUCCCGAACGACACCAAAUCCACACGCAACACUGCCGCUUCUGCAACCACCUGCUACUAGCAACAACACGCAACAUCCCAACUCUCCCCCGCCGAAGCGGCGAAGGCAAAGACAAGGCCCUAAUCCUGCCAUUGGAGCGAACUACCGAUGAGAACGAACUUUCAGCGGAGCUGGAAGCCGAAGCGCAAUCUACCAAUCCUCCGACUGCAGGAGCUGAGACUGGAGCUGGAGCUGGCAAGACUCGACAAAGCGCCAACCAUACGACUCUCCUUCUCGCGACCACUAUUCCAGAUCGGCGGGCGACAAUGAUUAGACGGGAAGAUGGGAUUGAGAAGAGGGUUUUGUUGAGGUGUGGACGGUGUCGGGUUGUUAUUGGGUAUUAUUUGGAUGAGGUGCAUUAUUCUACUUCUGGUGGUGGACAGGAAGGGGAGAGGCCGCAGGCACUCUAUCUCCUUCCUGGGUCUUUGGUUGGGACUGAAGGGAUGGGAGGGGAGGGAGUUGGAGAGGGAGAGUGGAGGGAAUGGAUUGUUUAG
Penicillium antarcticum is the source of this 549-nucleotide messenger RNA. RefSeq lists its product as uncharacterized. The transcript has a single exon. Lineage: Eukaryota; Fungi; Ascomycota; Eurotiomycetes; Eurotiales; Aspergillaceae. The record is from RefSeq and is a predicted model, not a curated record. The coding region runs from base 1 to 549 and encodes 182 amino acids.